AUGCUGAAUCUCUUUGCGAAGCGUGUUGAGCAGCACCCGAGCUGUCGUGUGUCUCUGCGCCAUAAUUGGCCCGGACCGCACCACCACCAUCAACAUGGCGGCAGCAGCCUGGGUAACGACAGCAGCGACGCAGGGAACAGUGAGCCACGGCAGGUGGAGGUAGAACAACCGCGAGGUCGGCAGGGCAGUAGCACCGCUGCUGCUGAUGCUGUUUGCCCAACCGCCCUCAGGGAGGCCCAGUUAUGCACUGAUGGUUGCCACAAAACGGUAAGUACGCCAAUGUUCGUUCCGGCAUUUACUAGCCUUGCAAAUUGUGACAGCAGUCCGAACAACAACGUCAGCCUCGUAGAAGCGGUGCCGACGCAGGACUUAUCGUCAAUGGACAUAGCGAAUGCUUUAAAGGGGGACGGCACGUGUCACCACCGACACGGGACCCCGAACCUCAUCAUCCAUGUCGGCACGCAUAAGAGGUGUACAGGGCCGGACUGGCGUCGGUGCAGCAAGGGUGGUGCGGUUGCAUCUGCCUUGCAGCGUCAUGAAUUGCAGCAGAAGCAGCAAAUGGUGUGCACAGCGUCAGGUGAAGAGUGCAGUAAAAUCAAAAACAACAUCAAUACGAACGGCUGCAACAGCAAAGGGCUUCAGGUAGAGCUGGAGGGAGUGAGCACCGUGCCGCACAUGGGAGGCAGGCACACACCGUUGAAGGUGGUAUUCUCGCCAGAUUCGACGGCCCAAAGCAGUUCACUUGAGGCUCUAACGAGCACGGGAACGUGGCCGAACCAAACAAUAGGUGAUCUCUCCGUGUCCACUGAUGCAACUCGCAAGAAAAUCGAGGAGAGCUCGCCGAGGGUCACCAGCGCAAAAAGCAGUAGGACCCGGAGUGCAGGCAAGUCACUCCUCUUCAAGGCGGUCAUUGAGCGGCGACACAACUCCAAGUUAGAUGGCGCCAGCAGAGGCGUCAGGGAGGACACGACGGGGACUGUGACGAACCCCGCACACGCGUCCACUGUCACUGCUGCUACUGUAGCGGUUGCCGACAGCAGGGCGAAUGCCCUUGCCCACGCGUUGGCCCCACAGUGCAAUGAGGCGGCGGCGACUCUCAUGCCAAAGGUAGAAGCUCGGCCACCAGUGUCGUUGCGCGUGAACGCGUACUGCGGCAAUCCGCAAAGUCGCCCGUCCCAGUCAUUAGAGGUAUUUUGCCAGUAUGAGCGCCGCCGACACUGCGCCAGGUGUGUGCCUUCACUUGGGCAAUGCGAUGCGCUGAGUGCGGACGCAAAACCAGUGGUCACCGGUGGGUUGCCGUCGUCCCCGAACGACCGCCACCACCACUGCUUCGGCAAUGGCAUGCGCCAGAAAGGGUUGGAUGACAGUUAUCAUAAUGAUCAGGAGGCUUUUGAUGCACUUAGCAUUUCCACCACCUCAUCGUGCGUGUUUGGUGUUGGUAUCGCUGGGUUUAUGUGGGAAGGCUCUCAAGCGGACGACGCAGAGAAGACUGGCAAGGCAACAGCUAUGUACGCCGUGGAGGCAACCAUUUAUGCAGUCAAGGAGAAGGCCAAGCGGCGCAACGCCGUGCUGUUGUCGGAGCACGUGGCGCACGUCCGGUCGGUGCCACACAUCGACAACGCCGAAGUGGGCAAAGCGUGGUGCGACGGCACGCCAGACGCGCUGGCGGUGCGGCGGACGGACCGUUAUGUUCCUGCAGCGGGGGCGGCACCUGGCCCUCUUCCUGCCGGUCCCACACAGGCGGUGGUCCGAAGGCCUCCCGCGCCGCACUGGGAUACGCAGCGCGAGAUGAACGAGGCUGUGACGAAGUGCGCGGGCAUUCGUUGUUGGCUCGCAGAGGUCAAAGCGGCACAAAACGGAGGGAUGGAUUUGAGAAUCAAUACACCAGUGUGA
Molecule: messenger RNA, 1893 nt
Organism: Trypanosoma grayi
Lineage: Eukaryota; Euglenozoa; Kinetoplastea; Trypanosomatida; Trypanosomatidae
Exons: 1
Coding region: 1-1893 (630 amino acids)
Source: RefSeq, a predicted model, not a curated record